CAUGGCGUAGGGAUGUGGACGGGGGUCGUGGGCAGGCGUCGUAAAACACGGGGAAGUUCAGAAGCAAGGUACUGGGGAAGUUUUUGCAAAAGAAGGGAUAACGUUGGAAGUGGAAAGUUUAAAUUCUGGACGAGUAAAGUUUGGGUUUGCAGUGACUGAAGAUGAUGUCAGAUGCCAGUGACAUGUUGGCAGCUGCCCUUGAGCAGAUGGAUGGUAUUAUAGCAGGCUCCAAGGCUCUGGAUUACUCCAAUGGGUUGUUUGACUGCCAGUCGCCCACCUCUCCCUUCAUGGGCAGCCUGCGGGCACUGCACCUCCUGGAAGACCUGAGAAGUGUCCUGGAGCUGAUGGACACAGAGGAAAGGGAGGGUCUACGCUGCCAGAUCCCAGACUCCACCGCUGAUAGCCUGGUCGAGUGGCUCCAGGGACAUUUGUCCAACGGACACAUCUCUCUGGGCGGGGGUGACCACUACCAGGAAAGGCUUUCCCGACUAGAGAGUGACAAGGAGUCUCUGGUGCUUCAGGUGAGUGUCUUGACAGACCAGGUGGAGGCUCAGGGAGAGAAGAUCAGGGACCUGGACAUGUGCUUGGACGAGCACAGGGAGAAACUCAAUGCCACUGAAGAGAUGCUGCAGCAGGAGCUUCUGUGCAGAACGGCCCUGGAGACCCAGAAGCUUGAGCUGAUGUCUGAGGUAUCCAACCUAAAGCUGAAGCUCAAUGCCAUGGAGAAGGACAGACUGGACUUUGAUGACAGGUUCAGGGACAGUGAGGACUUGAUUCUUGAAAUCAAUGAACUGCGGUACAGACUGACAGAGAUGGAGAGUGAAAGACUACAGUAUGAAAAGAAACUGAAGUCCACAAAGGAGGAGCUAGCCACACUGAGGAGGCAGCUGGAGGGCAGAGAUGGAGAGAUGAGGAGACUACAGGAUGAGAUGGGCUUCAAAGCCAUCGCCUCUAGCAGUCUUGAUCCCGCAGAGAGAGUCUCUCACCCAGACGAAACUCUUAGAAAGAGGCUGAAAGAGAAACAUGUGGAAGUGCAGAGGAUGAAGAAGGCAGUUGAAUCAUUGAUGGCAGCCAAUGAAGAGAAGGAUCGUAAGAUUGAAGAACUGAAGCAGUCGUUGCUGCGGUACAAGAAGGUUCAGGAUAUGGUGAUGUCAGUGCAAGGGAAGAAAGAGAAACCCAAAGAUACUGAGACCGACGAGAGUCAGAGUGACUGUUCCAUCUCCAUUUUGUCAAAAGUCCCUGUUGCUGUGGACUGUGAAAGGCAAGAAGCUCCAGGUCUUGAACAAGCGAAAGGGAAGAGCCCAGAUGAGCUGGAGAGCCUCAAUGGAGUGAAAGAUGUGCCUUUAUCCACGCCCAGCCCUUCUCAGUCAUCUUCUGAUCCUGAAAGAGUUUCAGAGUUUGCGACAGCAGACAUAGACAGUCAUACAGAGAGUGAGGAAGUGACCCACGAGCUCCCUUUAACCUGCACACAAGAUAGCUGUGAUACCACCAAGUCUGGCAGCCAGGAUCACCUGGAUGGCAGCAGUAGUGAAAAGAGUAAGACAAGUGAGGAGAUUAAGAUCAGCGAAAAGCCACCCAUGGGUCCCUCUGCCACCUUGCCUGCCACCACAGAAGAUGACAGCUUUGGCUCAAGAAAGGCCCGUUCGUCUUUCGGAAAGGGCUUCUUUAAGAUCCGUGGGGGCAAGAGGACAGCCAGCACCCCUAACCUCGACCGCAACCGGAGUGCGAGUGCGCCUAUGCUAGCUGAAACAGAGCGACAGGGCACGGACCAUCUGGAUCUGGCCGGGCUGCCUCAGAGGUCAUCAAACAGCGACAGUACCCACACACUCCCCACUACUCCAGAGAACAAGAAAAAAUCCAAAGGAAUCAAGAAACUCUUUGGGAAGCUAAGAAGAAGUCAGUCUACCACCUUUAACCUGGACGACAACCUAUCAGAGAGUGAGUUCAAGAGGGGAGGAGUGCGAGCCACAGCCGGCCCCAGGCUGGGCUGGUCUCGUGACCUCCAGCGAGCAAACAAUGACCUGGAUGCUCCCUUUGCACGUUGGUCAAAGGAUCAGGUGUGUGACUGGCUGCAGGAGCAGGGUCUUGGUUUGUAUCUGAACAUGGCUCGGGUGUGGAUUUCCUCUGGACAGACACUGCUACAGGCAUCACAACAGGACCUGGAGAGGGAGCUGGGCAUCAAGCACCCGCUGCACAGAAAGAAGCUGCAGCUGGCCCUGCAGGCUCUGGGCUCAGAGGAGGACGACAAUAAGGGCAAGCUGGAUUACAACUGGGUGACUAGAUGGCUAGAUGACAUCGGUCUGCCUCAGUAUAAGACCCAGUUUGAUGAGGGGAGGGUGGAUGGUCGUAUGCUGCACUACAUGACAGUGGAUGACCUGCUUUCCCUGAAGGUGGGGAGUGUCCUGCAUCAUCUCAGCAUCAAGAGAGCUAUUCAGGUGCUUCGACUCAACAACUACGAGCCCAACUGUUUGCGCCGCAGACCAUCUGACGAGAACAACAUAUCACCAGCAGAGAUCUCUCAGUGGACCAACCACAGGGUGAUGGAAUGGUUGCGAUCUGUCGACCUGGCAGAGUACGCCCCCAACCUGAGAGGCAGCGGCGUUCACGGAGGCCUGAUGGUUCUGGAGCCACGGUUCAAUGUGGAGACCAUGGCCUUGCUGCUGAACAUACCUCCCAACAAGACUCUGCUGCGCCGCCACCUGGCCACCCACUUCAACCUGCUGAUUGGUCCAGAAGCCCAGCAGCUCAAACAGGAGUGUCUCGAAAACCCAGACUACACCCUGCUUACUGCCACUGCCAAAAUCAAGCCAAGGAAGCUGACAUUUGGCAGCUUUGGCAGUCUAAGGAAGAAGAGGCAGGAUGAGAAUGAGGAGUAUGUGUGUCCCAUGGAUGUGGAGAUGCCAAAGGGAAGGGGCUUCCAAAAGGGCUUUGGAGUGGAGCUCCAAAUCUACGAGGAUGACCUCGACAGGCUAGAACAGAUGGAGGACUCUGAGGGAACCGUAAGACAAAUUGGAGCUUUCUCAGAGGGCAUCCAAAACCUGACGAGCAUGCUGAAAGACGAUGAAUUCUUCAAAGAGAUUUCAAAUUCUCCAAAUCUCAGCGUAACAGAUGAGGAUUCCAACGCAUGAGGCUGUCAGUGCAGCGUCGUGUGACCCAGUCCUGCUGUGAAUUAAACUGUGCCAACCUCCACUAGCACACAGACUUGUCUCGCCAAUCCCCACGAGUGCUCUCCGAUAUCUUUUAGUGUUACAUUUGAAGAUGAGCCAAAAGUAUUACCAAGUUUCUUGUUUUUCUUUUUUUAAAGAUCGGUGUUGUGAAAACCAGCAGUCCAGUAGCCACUAUCACUCCUGAAAUGUCGCUCUAUUUCAGCUGUCCUCUGACGAUGGAGGGAAAAUGUAGGGCAACACCACUGUUUGCCUGCCAGCUGGUUACUGGAGAUAUUUUGUACUUGUCAUUUAUAUCCUGGGCAUCUUCCUGUUUAUGUUUUAGCCAACAUUCAGCAAAUAAAUUACACCUAAAAAAUGACAAAGAGUUAAUAUAUAUCUUUUAGAAUUGCCUUUUGAUUGCAGAAAUAUUGGGGAAGAAAAUGGACUUUAUUCAGAAGUAAUGUGCUGUGCGGAUUUUCCCUCUUGUAGAACUUAGUGUAGAGUAACAACUCCAAAACAGCUGCUACGUUUUCUACAAACCUUGUAAACCUUUCUGAUUAAAAGGAAGAUUACUUAUAUUUUACUUUUUCCUCAACAUUUUACAAUUCUUCACACCCCAGUAAUAUUUUGCAUGCAUUUGCACCAAUACAUAUCACACAGUACAAUGGCUAAUGAAUAUAUCAUUGCAUGGUAUUGAAAUCCAAAAUAUUAAAAGAUCAGCUUGUCAUUUAUUGUAUUUUUACUACAAAUGGAUUUUCAAUAGAAUCCCGUCGACUGAUACAUGAUUAUUUUUGGAAAUGUGUCAUGGUGUGUUCAGAUUUGUGAGAUAAAAUAAUGAAAAGGUUGUCUCAGAGAAAUAUUGUUAUGCAGCCCUUGACCACACCUGAGAAGAUAGUUUGUUCUGUGUUUUCUACGUUAAUGCAUUUUUAAGGUCAAUAAAGUAAUUUAAACCAUUG
Molecule: messenger RNA, 4102 nt
Organism: Myripristis murdjan (pinecone soldierfish)
Lineage: Eukaryota; Metazoa; Chordata; Actinopteri; Holocentriformes; Holocentridae
Gene: ppfibp1b
Product: PPFIA binding protein 1b
Exons: 28
Coding region: 162-3128 (988 amino acids)
Biological process (GO): neuromuscular junction development
Cellular component (GO): presynaptic active zone
Molecular function (GO): protein binding
Source: RefSeq, a predicted model, not a curated record